ACGCUUCCACCGGAGUUUAGUUUAACACUGGCUGCCCUGCCCUGCACUACAGGAGAGAGAACGGGAGGGAGAGAGAGGGACAGUAAAGGGGUGAAACUGGCGUGGCUCUGGACAAGGCUCUGGACAUGCCAGUCCUACAGCAAUGACUCAGCCGUCACCCACUGGAUUUGAUCUUUGGUGCUUUCUUCUUACCUAAAUGUUGUCACUGGAUAAGAUGCACUCCCGAGCCAAGUCAAGGAGCUGUGACAACUACCUGAGCAUUAAGGACUCUGAGUCUCUGGACAGUUGUAUCCAGAGCACCCUGUCUGCGCUGUACCCUCCAUUCAGUGCCACCGCGUCCACCGUCCUGUGGCAGCUGUUCAGCGUGGUGGAGAGACAGUACCGUGGGGACGGACUCCGAUGCCUCAUCGACUUCUUACUUCCUGCCAAGAGGAUCCUGCAGAGCAUCCAACAAGAGACUUGUGUGCGUUUCCACGGCCGGCUGUUCUAUCAUGAGGGUUGGCCCUUCUGCAUCAACGAGAAGGUGGUCUUACAGCUCGCCCCGCUCCAUAAGGUCCGUCUGAAGCAGGGAGACUUCUACCUACAGGUGGUUCCUCUGGGCCGCAAGGCUGCCAAGCUGGUCAUAAAAUGUCUGUCGGCCAGUGGCCAGGCCAUCGCAGAGAUCCCCAUCCCGGAGAGCAUGUACGGCAGCGUCUUCACCGCUGACUUCCUGCAGAAUGUGACGCGCGAGCGCAACCUCCAUCCGCUGCAGAACUGGUUGCUCACCACCGGCACCGUCGUGUUCCGGACGCCGUGGAAGAACGUGGUGAAUCCUCUGUUCGUCAGCAGCACGGCAGACACCAUCAUGCAGACGCGGGGCGACAGCACGGGCUUCCGUGGCCAACUCAGCGCCUGCAGUACCAGUGGAUCCACAGGGACCCUGGACUCCCACCGCAGCUCCCACGAAUCACUACACUCCCAAGGGGCAGACUCUACCUUCUCAGAGCCUGCUAUCCUGAGCAGGCGGGUCCAUGUAAUGGACCCCAGCAGCACUAGUUGCAGGUCCCAACAGGAUCCCAACCCGGGACUUCACCGGAUGGAGAACCACAACCAGAACCACAGCCUGAGAGCAGCUCCUGACUCUCACUCCUGCAGCCCACAGACAGACAGGCUGGCUGGGGAGGGUGGUGGUGGUCCGGGGGAGGGCCAGUGGGAGGGGGGAGGAGGGCCAGGGUGGGACCAGAGAGAGGACCAGGACCCUGUCUUCAGCACCGACCUCAGUAACCCCAACCCUCGCCGGCCGCGCCACACCAGGGACUCUGUGUCCUUCGAGACCCGGAGACUGUUCCGGAAGUCCUACAUGGAGGCCCUGCAGAAUCCCAUGAACCUGGGCUCUAGCUCUGAGUCCAUCCUGGAGGAAGGACCAGAGCACAGUCCUGCAUGCCCAGGUCUCAGCCCACUCAGCCCCAGAGAAGAUGCCUCAUCUCCAACUUCGACCCCUGGUACCAGCCCCUCCACCCCCACCACCCAGAGAGAGCAGGGGCUCCGUGGGCUCAGGCUAGGGGGGACCAGGGCAUGGCUGGGUGGAGACCCCGACUCCCCCCGACUCUCUCCCAGCAUGCCUCUCCUGUACCUCCAGAGGGGUCUGAGGAACGCUGGGGCCCUGGAGACCCGGGCUGAGAGGCGCUCCAAGUCUCUGGAGAGGACUAACAAGGCAGCCCAGGUCAAAGGGCACCGGGCGCGCUCCUCCUCCGGGGGCUCGGCCAGCAGUGGAGUCUUCUCACCAAAGAAGCUGAUGAAUGGAUAUGCCCUGCGCUUCGGACGGCUGGACCUGGAAGCUGCCUUCUCCAGCUCAGACAGGAGGAGCAGUGUUAGAGAGGAGACAGCGAUCCAUGAAGGUGGCACCAGCACUAACCCCAGGCGGCACAGUCAAGAUGGAGCACAGUCACACCAUCACCCCCCCAAACCUUCUAAUGAAGUCCUCAUCCAGCUGGCCCCAGCCCCAGGGUCACCCCCUAACUGUCACCUCCCCAACCUGGUGUCAGAGGUCAACCCAGAACUACUGGCCUCUGGGGCCAUCAUCUUACCUGGUAACAGAGACCUCAGCGGGCGGGCGGUGCUGCAGGUGUGCACGCGGGGGAGGGUGUGGGCUGGGGAGAGCUGCACGGCCAAAGACCUCACCUGUCUCCUGGGUUACUACUAUUCAACGCUCAGGAGCGAGAGGCGUGACCAAGGCCUUACGGUGCUAGUGGACACCAGGAGACAGCAGCCCAGUCCUGCUCUUUUCUCUUCUCUGUCUGGACUGCAGGCUUUAUUACCAAAUGCACUUUACUCCGUCCUGUUACUUGCGGACAAGGAGACAGCUAUCAAGCCUGAAAGAGACAUUACUACUGUGCAGACGGAGCUCCUGACGUCCCUGAAGGCUCUGUUGAAGCACAUAGACUCCAGUCAGCUCACUAGAGACCUGGACGGAACAUUCCUCUACGACCACGAUCACUGGGUCGCCUUCAGACAGAAAAUUGAGCCGUUUGCCAGCAGUUGCAGCGUGGCUCUCUCCUCCCUCCAAUCUUCUAUCUCUACGUUGAGCAGCACCAGCAACCUGGACAGCACCAAGAAGGUAUCUGAGGUGCUGGAACAGCAGAGGUCUCUGAUGAAGUGUGUGUUGGAGGACACCCGUCUGAACAGACUGAGGCUGGAGGGAGGAACAGUCCUGGCCCGGAUCAGGAAGGACGAGGCCUGUGAGAAUGACAACUACAGGGAUGCAGUGGACAUGGUGAAUGUCCUUUAUAACCAGGUGGAUGAGGAGGUCCAUAAACUGGUGAUCCUCUCCAACAAGUCCCUGAAACAGCUGGAGAGUCUGCUGGAGGUCCGCAGGUUUGAGGAACAGACAGAGCAGAUCAAAGUAUGGUUCAGUGUGGAAGGAGAGAAGCACCUCACUGCCCUGGACUGUCUUCCUCUCUCUCUGGCUGCAGUCAAAGACAUGAGGCAGAGUUUGGAACAGUUCUUUGAGGAGUCAGUUCAGCAGCAGAAGCAGGGUUUACUGCUGGUCAGGCAGUCAGGGGAGUCUCUCCCCAGCUCGGCCUUGCUGGACUUCAAACAACACCUGGGAUCCAUCCUGGGCAGAGUGGAGAGGAGGAAGAACAAGCUAGACAUCCUCACCAACCUCUACGAGUUCUACGGCUCGGCUAACCAGUGGAUGGAGCACUGCCAGGACUACUUCCGGCAGCUGAACCUAGAGAGCAGUGGUGUGAGCCUCCCUCCUGCAGUACUUGAGAUCCUCCAGGACUAUCAGAUGGAGGCCUCCACGUUCUCCCUGGACAACUUCAGCUCCCUCAAUGAUAUGGUCCUGUCCUUGGACAGCCCCCGGCAGACCCAUCAGUGGAACGUCCUGUGGACCAAGUGUCAACAGACCAAGAACCAGCUGGAGGAAACCCUGGCCCAGGCCACAGCAGCAGUUACUGCAGCUUCUGACUCUGCAGCCUCUAACUCUGCAGUCUCUAACUCUGCAGCCUCUAACUCUGCAGCCUCUGACUCUGCAGUCUCUAACUCUGCAGCCUCUGACUCUGCAGCUUCUGACUCUGCAGCCUCUAACUCUGCAGCCUCUAACUCUGCAGCCUCUAACUCUGCAGCCUCUAACUCUGCAGCCUCUAACUCUGCAGCCAGAAAUCUAACCAAAGACCCUUCAGAGGUUGCAGACAGACAGGGGUGUCGUCGCUGGAGUUUGAGGAAGAAACCAAGCCUCACUCCACAGGUCACUUCUCCUCCAACAACAACAAGAGCCCCUCUUCCUGCUCCUUCACCUCCUCCUCCCUCUUCCCCUUCCCCCGCCCCAGAGGGAGACCCCCUCCUCCUCAAGCUGCGGCAGAGCCCCUCUCUGUUCGACGACACGGACAGCGACUGCACCAUCGACUCCAUGGGGGCCGCCUCCUGCCACUCGGAGCCUGUCUAUUCGUCCUCUGGGACACCACUCCACCAGCACCGCCAGCACCGCAAACAGCCGCUCAAGAAGAUCAUGAAGAAGACGCUGAGCUAUGAGCUGCCGGCGGCGCAGGACGGUGGCCACGUUGACACCAGCCACCUGCAUGGCUACACGGGGGUGUACAUCAAGGGGCUGGAGGUGGCCAACAACGUGUCAGUGGAGAAGAAGCUGCAGAGGCCUGACGUGGUGAGCCCGGCGCUGGGACGCAGCCGCAGCAUGUCCUCCCCCACCAGACACCCAGAGGGAGAUGGAAAGAAGCAUAGCAGUAAAGUGCAGCACAUCAUGGCUGAGAUGAUCUCCACAGAGAGGGAGUAUGUGCGUUCCCUCAUCUACGUCAUCGAGCACUACUUCCCAGAGAUGGAGCGUCUGGACCUGCCUCAGGACCUCUGGGGGAGAGAGCAUUAUCUUUGGCAGGAGAAACUGAGCCAGUACUUCCUGAAAGAGCUGGAGGCCUCCGCCCAUUCUCCCCUGUCCAUCAGCAGCUGCUUCCUCAGGCACGGAGAUCAGUUUGGAAUGUACGCUCUCUACAGCAAGAACAAGCCUCAGUCUGACGCUCUACUCACCAGCCACGGGAAUGGAUUCUUUAAGAACAAGCAGUUGGAGCUGGGUGAUAAGAUGGACCUGGCGUCCUACCUGCUGAAGCCCAUCCAGAGGAUGUCUAAGUACGCCCUGCUGCUGAAGGACCUGAUCAAGGAGUGUGGUCAGUCCCAGGAACAGGAGCUCUCUGACCUCCGCACCGCAGAGGAGAUGGUUAAGUUCCAGCUGCGCCACGGCAACGACCUGCUGGCCAUGGACGCCAUCCGAGGUUGUGAUGUGAACCUGAAGGAACAGGGUCAGCUGAGGUGUCAGGAUGAGUUCAUCGUGUGGUGUGGCCGCAGGAAGUACCUCCGUCACGUCUUCCUGUUCGAGGACCUCAUCCUCUUCAGCAAAAGCAAAAAGAUUGAGGGAGGGUACGACCUAUACAUCUACAAGCAGUCCUACAAGACGGCAGAGAUAGGAAUGACAGAGAGCGUGGGCGACAGCGGGCUGCGUUUCGAGAUCUGGUUCCGGAGGAGGAAGUCCCAGGACACGUUCAUCCUGCAGGCCGGCUCUGGAGAGGUCAAGGCCGUGUGGACAGCCAUCAUCGGAAAGAUCCUCUGGAGGCAGGCGCUACGAAACAGGGAGGUGCGCUUGAAAGAGAUGGUUUCCAUGGGGAUUGGCAGCAAGCCUUUCAUGGACAUCAAGCCUAGUGAUGCUGCCAUUAGUGACCGAGCCAUUGAUUACAUCAUGAAGGGGUCAGAGUCCAGGACCAGGGCGUCCAUCGCGGUGUCCUCCUUCGACCACUCCACGCCCUUUAAGCGGCCUCACUCCACCAUCUCCAACAGUAGCACCUCCUCUUCCUCCUCCCAGUCCUCUUCCUCACUGCUGGGCUCCCUCAACCUGCACCUGUACCCCUCGCCUGCUCACCAGCACCCCCACGCCCACCAGCACCCCUACCCUCUGGGCAGCGUACCCUCCUUCAGCCACUGGCCCUACGACUGCAUUGAGGAGGACGAGCUGGAGCAGGACACGGGCAGCCAGCCUUCUAUGAUCACAGAGAGCUCUGGGGAGACAUCGUCCCAGUCUACCUCCAGUGACAGUGUGACGGGGCUGAGCAGCCUCUCCCUCCCCAUCCCAGGCCACGGCCGCCCCAACAUCAUCAUCGACGCCUUACCCAGCAACUCCACUUCCUCCUUCCUGUGUUCGUCCACGCCUCCCGGCUCCUCCCACCCUCAGAUGGCCCCUCCCCCAGCCCUGUUCCCUAAGGACCAGGUCCUCCAAGCCCAGGGCAGCACCUUCAUCACAGCAAGCAAGACCUCUCAUAUUACAAUAGGCCUCUCUACAGUGGUCUGACCCACAGAGCGAGAGAGAGAGGGCUGUUUAGCUCACUGUGAUGCCACUGCACUGAGAACUGGUGUUACGGAUGAUCAGUAAGGACUUGAAUGAGGAAGCUAUCCUGUUAAGCAUGCCCAGUGACGCCUGUAACACUGGGCACUCUACUGUGUCUCUACUGGACUCUACUGUGU
Molecule: messenger RNA, 6003 nt
Organism: Oncorhynchus tshawytscha (Chinook salmon)
Lineage: Eukaryota; Metazoa; Chordata; Actinopteri; Salmoniformes; Salmonidae
Gene: plekhg4b
Molecular function (GO): guanyl-nucleotide exchange factor activity
Source: RefSeq, a predicted model, not a curated record